AUGGGGGUUUCGGUGGUGCUAACGCAGGAACAGGGUUGCGACGGCGCGAGAGAGAGGGGGAGAUUGGCCGUGCCGCAUACGCUUGGCCAUUGCAUCCAGCUUGGGCUGUUGACUGUGACCGGAAAUCAAUAUAAUCUAGACGCAGCGCGUUACAUUCCUCGCUUCUUUUGCUUCCCUCCCCGCCAACCUGCACCGCCUGCUUUCCACUCAGCAUACCCGCAGACAACGAAGACCCUUGGUUCUUCAGCCCUUCCUUACGAAAACAGUCAUUCUUUCAAAGAGCCUAGUACUCUCUCUCCAAACGUCAAAAUGUUCGCAAAGGCUUCUGUCGUCACCUUCUUCGCCAGCCUUGCUGCUGCGCAGCUCCACGCCCCAGUUGGCCAGCCUUCUGGCAAUGCCAUCACUCGUCCUUUGAACGAGAUCGUCCCCGCCUGCAAGCCCUUCACCAUCACAUGGGAUCCCAGCACCCCCAACACCGUCUCGGUGCUCCUCCUCAAGGGCCCCGCCACCAACGUCGUCAAGCACGGCCCCUCGCUCGCUGAGGGCAUCGCUAACAGCGGUAGCCUCGCCUGGACCCCAUCCUCCGACCUCGAGGCCACCACUGGCCCCAACGGCUACGGCAUCCAGAUCAUCGACGAUGUCACCGGCCAAUACCAAUACAGCACCCAAUUCGGCAUCUCCAAGGACGGCUGCGCCGCCGUCUCCAGCGCACCAGCCGCUUCCCCAAGCCCUACCCCCAGCCCGGACAUGGGCAGCGGCUACCCAACUGGCACUGCCACCCCCGUUGUCUCUUCCUCUUCCUCUGCUGCUGGUGGCUACGGCGAGCAACCCCCGGCUUCGCACGCCUCUGUCGUUUCCAGCCAGGCCCCCGUCCAGAGCCCCCAGCCCCCUUACCCCACUCCCGUCAUCGUCACCUCAGUUGGCCCCAACGGCACUGUUGUCCCUCCCACCGGCGGCAUGCCCAUUCGCCCUACCAGUUCUGGAAACAGCACUGCGUCUCUUCCCGAGCACACUGGUGCUGCCGCUGCUCUCCAGGCUGGUUUGAGCUUUGUCGGUGCUGCGGCUGUUGCGGCGUUGAUGUUGUAG
This is a messenger RNA of Plenodomus lingam JN3, 1086 nucleotides long. The record is from RefSeq and is a predicted model, not a curated record. Lineage: Eukaryota; Fungi; Ascomycota; Dothideomycetes; Pleosporales; Leptosphaeriaceae.